Messenger RNA from Capsicum annuum, 962 nucleotides. RefSeq lists its product as uncharacterized. The record is from RefSeq and is a predicted model, not a curated record. Lineage: Eukaryota; Viridiplantae; Streptophyta; Magnoliopsida; Solanales; Solanaceae. The transcript is spliced from 3 exons. Bases 317 to 745 code for a protein of 142 amino acids.
AACGACCCAAAGGGUUUUUUCAUUAUAAGCAAUUCAGGUUCGCAUCCCUCCCUCUCUUCUCUGCUCACUCACAGCCUCCGCCUCCGUUAUAGUCGUAUAAGAGAAGAAGUUAAGAAGGUUAUCGCGUCAACUCCAAUUUCAAUAUCCUUCUGACUAAAAGUCACAUAGAUUGAUAUGGAGGAGUAGCAACAAUGUCAAUAACAAGUCUCCAGGAUGCCCAAGGACAAGUAGCGUGGAGUAUACAAAGCAGGAUUCAACAUUUGACAACUUUAAAUUGUGAAGGAAAAAGCUUGAAGUAGAAGUCCUGUGCCUGGUAAUGCAAAGACCUUUCACCAUGUCUGCGGAUCCUGCUUUGGCAGAUGAGGAUGCUUCUUCAGGCUCAGGAGAGGACUUAAACAUGUUAGAUGCACACAGUAAGCAUCACCCAGUAACGCCAAAUUCGGGUCGCCGCAAGAGAAGUCGCAAGGCAACUGGUGAUGCUAUAGUUGAUGCGAUGCUGGAAAUUGCAGCCGCUUCAAAGAUGAGGGCAACUGCCAUUACGAGGAAUGAGGAGCGUUUUGCUAUAAGCAAAUGCAUAAAAGUAUUAGAUGAAAUGCAAGGUGUCGAUCAAAGUAUCUACUUUUUUGCAUUGGAUUUAUUUGAGAAUCCAAAUGCCAGAGAAACUUUUCUAUCUCUUAAGAGUGAGAGACGCUUGAUAUGGUUGCAGUGUAAGUUUAACACUUCGGCAAAUGCAGCUAAUGGAUGAAAUUUAGAAAUCCUGUUAUGAUUCUAUUAGUUCUGACUUUCAUAUAAUGGGUUUUUGCUAGGACUUUGAUUGUAUAUUACUAUGAGCUCUUGACAUUUAUGUAUUGGGAAAUAUGUUACUGGGAGUGGCUAAAUGCGUAGUUUAAUUCGUACGUUGCCGGCUGUUAUACAAAGAAAAUUAUGUUUUAUUAGAGAUUUUCACUUCUUUGGUUGUGCAA